Molecule: messenger RNA, 810 nt
Organism: Racocetra persica
Lineage: Eukaryota; Fungi; Glomeromycota; Glomeromycetes; Diversisporales; Gigasporaceae
Source: the annotation of a GenBank genome assembly
AUGGCGACUAAUGGAAAUGUUGUUAAUAUCACUUUCGAUGAUCCAAUACUGUCAGCAAAAGUUGUUUUAGAUAAUAACACUAGUAAAAUUAUAAUUUUGGAUGAACUGGAAGCAGUUCUGUUAAACAAAAAUAAUUAUAGAAAGAUAAGAAAUAAAUUAGCGAGAAAAAGUUCUAUUGCAAUUUACAAGAAGAACCAAUCGUAUAAUGCAAUCGAAAAGAAUCAAGGAAAUGAAAAUCAAGUUUUGGACCCUAAUUUUCAGCAAUUGAACACAUCAGAAAUAAUGAUUGAAGAAAGUGUAGCUCAAAGCUCUAGCUUUGAUAUAGAUGAAGACAAUGCAAUUAAAGAAUCAAACCUUUUAGAUGAUACAGGCGCUCAAGAGAAUGAAGCACAAGUUUUGAAAUCUAAAGUUCAGGAAUCAUUACAAUAUGAUAACUCACUAUCUGAUGAGUAUUCAGAUUUGGCCGAAGAAGCUAAAGAACAAAGAUUUGACACAUUAACUUCAAUUUUGAUGAAAAGUGACUCUAUCAAUAAUGCUUCAAAUAAAAUUAAGAAAAAUAAAACAAAAACUAAUAAGAUGAAUAAAUAUACAUUAACAUCAUAUAAGCGCAUUUCUUCAGAUUUGACAAAUAAUUCUUUACCAAGCAUUAGUGAAAUAUUGCCACCUCUAAUUCAAAAUGAUAUCGAAAAGGAUAGUGAUAGGAAUGAUGUGCAAGCAAUUUCAUCAAUUAUCAACAGUCAAAAAAAUCUACUAUCAAAUAAUAAUCAGCGUAAGCCUGAAACGGAAUUGAAAAUACAUCUUCGUACUUAG